UCAUCCUAUCAUCACCACUAUUACACUGUGCUCUCUACCGACCGCAUGUGUGAAGUUCAAUUGCUUCUGAGAGACGCAGUUGUGUUUCGUCACAGGCGUUCGAGAGGCCUUCAUCAACGUUAAACUUUUAGUAUCGUUUCAGUCCUCGAGAGCAGAAAUGGCCAUCACGCUUGUGCUCUCGAUUCUCAUAGCUCUGGUGGUUUGCUAUCUCUUUCUGACAAAAAAUUAUAAAUACUGGCAGAAACGUGGAGUACCUUCCCCGGACGGCGUCGUGCCUGGCUUAGGUCACUUCUGGCCAAUCAUCACACAGAAGACCAAUACCUCCGACUUUUGUCGCGAGUUAUACAAUGCUAAUCGAAAUCACAGCGUGGUGGGAUUUUACAACUGUAUGACACCUACGUUAAUAGUACGCGAUCCCGAGUUGGUGAAGACCGUGCUUGCGACGAGCUUUACGAAUUUCCACGAAAAUGGCCUCAAGAUCAAUCCCGAUUUGGAUCCACUUCUGGCGAGCAAUCCCUUUUUCGUUUACGGUGACACGUGGGUGACCGCGAGAAAGCGCUUAACUUACGCGUUCUCCAGCGCGCGAUUGAAAUUUUUACUCGAGAGCGUUAAGCAAGUGUGCACGACGUUCGACAACUACCUCGAUAGGAAGCUAAAAAAAACCGGGAAAAUAGAACUGGAACUAAAGGACUUAUUCUCCAGAUUCACCGCGCAAGUAGUAUCUGGCGCUGGCUUUGGCGUGGAUGGAUUUUGCUUCGACGAUGAUAAAGAGAAGGAGUCUUUUUACACGAUUGGCAAGACCUUCCUUGAGCCGUCCGUUUGGAACUACCUUGUCUUCACUCUUACGUUCUUCUUACCAAUGCUUGGCAAAAUUUUGAGAAUGAGAAUGUUACCAAAGAAAGCCGAUGAUUUCUUUAGAAAUCUGGUUGCGGAUGUUAUGGAGCAAAGAAGAAAGGACACGACACCUAGAAACGACUUUCUCCAGCUGAUGGCCAAUUUAGAACGGACGGAGGGUGAUACGUUUGAUCUAGAUGUUCUCGCGUCCCACGCGGUGUCAUUCUUCAUCGACGGCUACGAGACUUCCAGCGUCGUUUUAAGCUUCGUCGGCUUCAAUUUGGCCACUCAUCCAAAAGUACAAGAGAAAUUACGCGAGGAGGUGAUAUCGGUGCUUAACAAACACGAUGGUGUAAUCACAUACGAAGCCUUAAAAGAUAUGACAUACAUGGAUCAGGUGAUAAGCGAAUCGCAGAGGAUGAUACCCGCAGUAGGAUUUCUGAACAAGGUUUGCACGGAGAAUACCGAGUUGAAAGGAUCCGACGGACUUGUCUACCGCGUGGAACGUGGAACUCCCAUUGUAAUACCUGUUAAGGGCCUGCACACUGAUCCACAAUUAUGGGAGAAUCCCGAAAAGUACGAUCCCGAUAGAUUCGGUCCGGACAGAAAGAACAGCAUCGAGAAAUUCGCCUUUCUUCCGUUCGGCGAAGGACCACGAAUGUGCGUGGGAAUGAGAAUGGCUCUGCUGCAGGUAAAAGCGUGUCUGGCUACGUUCCUGAAAAAAUACAGCUUAGAGCUUUCCUCGAAGACAAAAUUGCCAUUAAAGUUGAUAGCUACAACCUUCCUGAACGCUGCAGAGGGUGGCAUUUGGGCCUCCGUUCGUCCGAUAUAAUUGAAUAUGAGAUUUUUCUUUCAUUUCUUUUUAUUUUUUCUUUGCUUUGAUUUAUUUCUUUUUAUAAAAUUACACAGAUUUUUGUAAUGUAAACUUUUGGUCAGUGUUUUUAAUUAGAUCUGCAAGGUAAAUGCUUUUAGUUAUAUUUUUUUAUUUUAAAUGGUAUCUUGACACGAGUUAUAUUCAAAAGAUAACAAAUAUUAAAAAACGUAAAUUUCCUAGGACAUCAAGAAACUUGAUUUAUUUGAAGACUUAUAAAUAUUAUGGUCUUUUACUUUUUAAUUAUGCAAAUCAGGCCUGGUUACAAAAAAUAUUAAUUAUUGAGUUUCAAAUUAUUUUUCAUCGCAUGUCCAGAUUAGAUAUUAUUGCAGUAAAAGAGAUAAUUUUUUAAGGCCAAGUACUAUCGUUAGGGUAAUUUUUGCGCACAACUCCGUGAUACAAAUUAUCAAUUUGUGUAUGGCUCGCUGUUGAUAGCAGUAAUAGUAAUAUACAUAUUAUGUACGUAUUAAAUAAGAAUACAUAAUUAAAUAAUUUACGUUUAUAAUACAGUGUAUAAAUCAGUUAUUUUCUAAAAUAUAACAGUUGCCGUUGGAUAUAAA
Wasmannia auropunctata (little fire ant) is the source of this 2265-nucleotide messenger RNA. Its product is annotated as cytochrome P450 9e2-like. NCBI's taxonomy places the organism in Eukaryota, Metazoa, Arthropoda, Insecta, Hymenoptera, Formicidae. The coding region runs from base 158 to 1666 and encodes 502 amino acids. The transcript is spliced from 2 exons. Gene Ontology annotation, molecular function: iron ion binding; oxidoreductase activity, acting on paired donors, with incorporation or reduction of molecular oxygen; heme binding. The record is from RefSeq and is a predicted model, not a curated record.